AUGCAAGCAUACAAGCUCUUUGAUUUUGUCGGUUGUCACGGGAAGUUUGGCAUUAUUCACCCUUUCAAGACUUGUCUGUUCCUAUACAGGGGUUUGGGGGUUGUUAUUCGGGAUGGUAUGGGUGAUUUAUUGUUGGCUGCCUCUAAAGGUCUUCAUGGCAUGUUCUUUCCUAAAGCAACUGAAAUUUAUGUUGCAAUCUUGGGCUUGAAGAUUGCAAGUCAAAUGGAGCAUCACUAUGUUAUUUUGGAAAUGGAUGCAAAAGAGGAGUGUAAUCAAGUUGCUCAUCUACUAGCUAAGCAGGCGCUUCUAUCUCAGGAAUUUCAAUUUUGGCUAGAGGGUGGUCCUUUGUGGCUUUCUGAUGUUUUGGUUAAUGACAAGUUAUUUUCUUAA
Molecule: messenger RNA, 390 nt
Organism: Prunus armeniaca (apricot)
Lineage: Eukaryota; Viridiplantae; Streptophyta; Magnoliopsida; Rosales; Rosaceae
Source: the annotation of a GenBank genome assembly